Molecule: messenger RNA, 2208 nt
Organism: Pocillopora verrucosa
Lineage: Eukaryota; Metazoa; Cnidaria; Anthozoa; Scleractinia; Pocilloporidae
Biological process (GO): positive regulation of double-strand break repair via nonhomologous end joining; positive regulation of isotype switching; negative regulation of double-strand break repair via homologous recombination
Source: RefSeq, a predicted model, not a curated record
AUGGCGGCUGCGGUGUUUUGAGUUCUAAUUUGAAAUCGUAUCGUUUAUAACAAAAUGCUCGAGCUAAGCGGUGUCUUGGUGACAGAAAAUCUGUUUUAAUGCUUUUAAGGGGGCUCUGGUUUCUUAUCUAUGGGCUCAAAUGAUGUUAUCGCAGUACAUCAGUCAGUUUUGGGCAGCUGUGUUUGCUCUUCAGCUGAUGUGACUUCCUUGCCAGAUCCAUAUGAUGUUGCAAGAAAUUUGCUGUCAGGCUUUUGUGAUUAUAAAAGACUGAGGCAUAUUCCCUCCAGAGAAUUUAAGCCAUGGUAUGAUGAGAGUACCUUAACCUGUUUGUGCUUCAAGGUACUUCCCCCAAAGUUGACAGUGAUUUCAGAACUGACACCAAACCAAUCAUCAGUUUUAAGGCAAAACUUCUUAUCAACAAGUGACAACUUACUUGACUUUUCACCUGUGUAUUCUGGUAAAUCAGGCUUAAAAAAAGCACAGCUGAAGAAAGGUGAUCAUCAGGGUAGUUGUGAUGACAAAGAGAAGAUUGUGAGCAGAACAUGUAACAAUCAUCCUGCAGAACACCAUAGCCCCUGGAGUAGGGGUGGUAGUGUAGAUUGUUCUAAAUGUGGAAGUGGAAAGAGCAAACUGUUGGAGGAAGCUCUAAAUCCUAUAAAUACCUCAGCCAAAUCAUUGUGGUGUGUCAGUCCUCCACAUAUCAAUUGCAGGAAAGGGAAAGAAAAAGAGACUGUUUUGGAAAAAUUCAAGGAGACAGACCUUCUCCAAGUGAAGCAACAGUAUGGAUUGGAUUAUCAUCAACGAGGAAAAUGGAUUGUUUGUGCCAAAAAAGGUUCCUUAAAAGAGGAGAAUUUCACAAUAAAACAACUUUGGAAGAAAGUAUGCUCAUUGAUCCAAGAAGGUCGUCUUCCUUACUGCAAUGCAAAACUUCAGACAUUGCAAGAUGAGGUGUGGGUGUACUGUGACUUUGAACACUCAUUAAAGGUCAGAAGUACCUUAGAAGAGGCCCUUGGAAAUUUCUUCCUGGAAAUUUCUUUCGUCGUUCAUCCUGUUGGCGUUGUUAUGGAACUAUGAUGAAGAAACUCUAAAGUCGUUUCACUACUUAGCCUGCGUGAAAGCCCGGAAAGAUCGAAAGAGCCGCGUGCAAGAGAGAGCAGACACGCUCCUCUCUCACGCAGGACUACUCUUGUGUGCUAGCCGUCGUAAUCACCAGCGUCGUGUUCCUCUCGCAGAAUCUUUUUACACUUAACAAAAUUUUAAAAUGUUAACAGAACUCAUUAUUGCAUCAAUUACUAAUUUGAAUUAGCUUACGUAGGUUAUUUAUUCAUUAAAUCUUAGACGCAUUUGCGGCAAUCGCAAUACUUUUCACACGUCAAGGCAUCAUCGCUGUUUUUAACGAGUUUUGCAAUAAAUGUAACUGACACAUUACCUUCUACUGAAUACACUAACGCAGAUUUUACAUUAUUUAUAGAUAUACCGGUAUAUUUAUUUACUAGAUUGGAUAUUUGCUAGAUUGAGGCUAUAAAUUAUCAUUGAUUGGCUUGAUCAAUAUACAUGUAUCUGGCUGGUUCCACUUCUGACCAUUAUUGUAAGUGCGUUGUAACUUAGUUAGAUGUUACAAUUCAACAAUGAAUUUAUUUCCUUGUGGAAUAAACUAAGGGAAGAAUUGUCAGAGAGGAUCUGUGUGAAGUUUUGUGCUCAGGGUGCAACACCUAGAGCGAAAGAUAUUCAUCAUCGCCAAUGGUGGGGAAUGAAAGUUUAAUGAAGACCCUUGCAUUGAGAAUUCUCAGUGAGAAGUGCGUGAUCAAGUCGUGCUUGGUUUUAGUUUGCAUGUGAUGGGUUGAGUCAGUUUAAAACUAAUCACGUGGCCCAGUAAAGUACAUCUAAAGCAAUCGCAACAGCCAAUCAAAGAAAAGGUAAUUAUCGCCGAGAGCCAAUGUGAACUCGAAGUUAUGAAUACGUGUAAUCUGCUCAUAGAACAUAAAAACUCAAGUGGCCAAUCACGACUGGCUUUAGUUUUGAUUGUAAUUGAUUAAAAAGUAGUGCAAAAGUUCAAGACUAUCUCAAGUCUUGCAGAAUCAAAGAGAUGUAAUCUCUGACUUCGUAGCCCUAAACCCAAGUUAACUAAGCGUCUCGGGUAGGUGCGCACUCCGACUAUUUUAGGACCAUGUGCAUGUGUGCAAGUGUAGUUCAGUUUCUCUAUUAAUG